Messenger RNA from Hypoxylon fragiforme, 2138 nucleotides. Its product is annotated as DUF1692-domain-containing protein. The transcript is spliced from 4 exons. The record is from RefSeq and is a predicted model, not a curated record. Gene Ontology annotation, biological process: endoplasmic reticulum to Golgi vesicle-mediated transport; retrograde vesicle-mediated transport, Golgi to endoplasmic reticulum. Gene Ontology annotation, cellular component: endoplasmic reticulum membrane; endoplasmic reticulum; COPII-coated ER to Golgi transport vesicle. Bases 380 to 1693 code for a protein of 437 amino acids. Lineage: Eukaryota; Fungi; Ascomycota; Sordariomycetes; Xylariales; Hypoxylaceae.
GUUAGUACUAACUACCUGGUAUGUGCAUACUCCGUACCUAGUAACUAACUAAUACAUGUAGUAUUAUGUAGCAUUGAAACAUGCAGCUGCAUGCUCUUAGUCUCUGGGAUUCGGUUCAAUUCAUCUUUUUUUAUUUAUUAAAAUCAGAAAGGCGAAGGUGGCCUUUCGACCUUUAUACAUACCUCGUUAUCAUUCUUCGCAUUCCUUAACUCCACACCAUCAUAACUUGAAUAUUCCAAUGCGGCGUCUACGGUGAUUUCAUCUUUCCUUUACUUUACUUUACUUACUUUUAUAUCUCCCCCUGUUAGGUUUUGUCUUGUCAUUGAGUUCCCCGUACCCUUACUUGUAACCCCCUCCCGGGUUGCGCAAUUGUUUCGACAUGCCUGCGAAGUCUAGAUUUACGAGGCUAGAUGCCUUCACGAAGACCGUCGAGGAUGCGCGCAUACGAACCACCUCUGGUGGAAUUGUCACCAUCGUAUCGCUUCUUGUUGUUUUUUACCUAGCUUGGGGAGAAUGGUCUGACUAUAGGAGGAUAGUUAUCCACCCCGAACUUAUCGUCGACAAGGGCAGAGGAGAGAGAAUGGAAAUUCACAUGAACAUUACUUUCCCUAGGCUUCCUUGCGAGCUCUUAACCCUUGACGUGAUGGAUGUCUCUGGCGAACAACAACACGGCGUGCUACAUGGAGUGAGAAAAGUUAGGUUGCAGCCUGUCUCCCAAGGAGGCGGCGUCAUUGAUGUGACCUCCCUAUCUCUUCAUAGCAAGGAUGAGAGCGCCGACCAUCUGGAUCCCAACUACUGCGGUGGAUGCUUUGGCGCACCUGCCCCAACCACCGCUGCGAAACCCGGUUGCUGCAAUACUUGUGACGAGGUCCGAGAAGCUUAUGCACAGGUAUCCUGGGCUUUUGGUAAGGGAGAAGGGAUUGAACAAUGCUCGCGGGAACAUUAUGGUGAGAAGUUGGAUGAGCAGCGACACGAAGGAUGUCGCAUCGAAGGCGACAUUCGUGUUAACAAGGUUAUUGGCAAUUUUCACUUUGCACCAGGCCGGAGUUUUAGCAAUGGCAACAUGCACGUUCACGACCUGAAGAAUUACUGGGACAGUCCUGUCCGUCACUCAUUCGAGCACGAGAUCCACCAACUUCGCUUCGGUCCUCAGCUUCCCGAAGAUGUCAGCCGGAAGCAUGCCAAGAGUAGUCCUUGGACCAACCACCACAUAAAUCCGCUCGACCAGGUCAAGCAGACUACCGAUGACCCCAACUUUAACUUCAUGUAUUUCGUCAAAGUUGUUCCUACCGCGUAUCUCCCGCUAAGCUGGUCAAGCUCCAGUGGGAGUGGCCAUCAAGCUGUUGACGAAGAUUUCUGGCUAGGGAGCCUGGGCCAUGGGACGGAUGGUAGUAUGGAGACGCAUCAGUAUUCAGUUACGAGCCACAAGAGGAGUCUGACCGGUGGCGACGACGCAGCUGAGGGCCAUCAGGAACGAAUGCAUGCGAGGGGUGGUAUUCCAGGCGUCUUCUUCUCCUAUGAUAUUUCGCCCAUGAAGGUUAUCAACCGCGAGGAGCGUGCUAAGACCUUUAGUGGUUUCUUAACAGGUCUCUGUGCCGUGCUUGGUGGUACACUCACAGUAGCCGCGGCUGUCGACAGGGGAGUGUAUGAGGGCGCAACACGGCUGAAGAAGCUCCAGUCCAAGAAUCUAUAAAAAAAAAAAAAGAAUACCUAGGCUAGGUGGUGGGUAUCUUAUAACAUAGUUGUAAACUAAACACAAAACUUGAUCGCGUUAGGCUCUUUACUACAAUCAUAAUGCAUUGGAACAUUGGAGUUGCUGGCGAGUUUGGAAAUCCAUCAAUGCCUUUCCAUGUCUUAACCAAGAUAUAUAUGGAUGUAUAUAUGUACUACAUAUGUAAGCAGGUAGGUACUAUGUACUUUAUAUACGCAUGUGCGAAUUGCAACACUCAGUAUUCUAUUCAAGUCGCACGUAUAUAUAGGUAUGUAUUAUUAUAUACAAGUUGAGAGUCUUCAAUGUUCCUAGGGUUUGGCCCCUCUGAGCUUAAUGGUUCUUGCUUUUCAUUAUUUCAUUAUUUAAUGAACUUCAAGUUCUCUAUUAAACCUAAUGGUACAUACAUCAAGUAUGUUGGAACAUUUAU